Coregonus sp. 'balchen' is the source of this 12173-nucleotide messenger RNA. The record is from the annotation of a GenBank genome assembly. Lineage: Eukaryota; Metazoa; Chordata; Actinopteri; Salmoniformes; Salmonidae.
AUGAACAAUAACCAGGUAACUUCAGUUGUAUAUCUUUGAUUUGAAUUUUGUUUUACCUAUAGGUAAUGGACAGCCACGUACAUUGUUCAUACCAGUCAUUGAUAUUUUGUGGUAAUUACACUACUGGUGUAAUGUAUGUUCAUCAUACCAUGGAAAAACCACUCCAAUUGAUCAAAUACUGUAUGGAUUUCCCUCAUUGUAGUUAAAUGGAAAACCAUUCUCCUUCUCUCCACUUUCUCCAGACACCAGGUCCCCAGUAUGUGAACCAUGGGUUUCAACAGAGGGAGGGAAGACCCCCUCCAUACGCCUCUGCCCCAAAGAUGCCCAAUGUCCCCCCUUCUAUUUGCCCUCAGUACACCCCCCAGUACAUCCCCCAGACCAUCAAUACCCACCACAUGGUCACCCCUGGACUACCACACCCAUUUCCAGAACGAAAGGGUACAGUAUUUACCUUUCUAUUGAUAUUCCUCUGUUGAUAAACAUCAGAUGCCAUACUUAAAUGCAAAACAAGCCUUGCCAUGAUUACAUGUUUCCAGUGUGACACAGAUGUUAAAAGGGACCAAUGGUCAAAUUAUAUGUGAAUAUUUAGGUCUAGGGUUGAGAGUCCUUCUUUUAUGGUAAAUAGUAGAGCAAAAAGUGUUAUUGUUUGUAUUUUGAGUGUUAUUUUGUUUCUGCUCUCUUUCAGUGGUGAAGAAAAGUCACUGUAAAUGUAUUGUGGCCUCUAUCCUGAGUGUCUUAGUUCUCCUUGGGGCAACAGGAGUGUUGGUUUGGUAUUUAUGUACGUACAGUAGCUUGCGAAAGUAUUCACCCCCCUUGGCAUUUUUCCUAUUUUGUUGCCUUACAACCUGGAAUUAAAAUUGUUUUUUGGGGGGUUUGUAUCAUUUGAUUUACACAACAUGCCUACCACUUUGUAGAUGCAAAAUAUUUGUUAUUGUGAAACAAAUAAGAAAUAACACAAAAAAACAGAAAACUUGGGUGUGCAUAACUAUUCACCCCCCCAAAGUCAAUACUUUGUAGAGACACCUUUUGCAGCAAUUACAGCUGCAAGUCUUUUGGGGUAUGUCUCUAUAAGCUUGGUACAUCUAGCCACUGGGAUUUUUGCCCAUUCUUCAAGGCAAAACUGCUCCAGCUCCUUCAAGUUGGAUGGGUUCCGCUGGUGUACAGCAAUCUUUAAGUCAUUCCAAGACAUUUAAAUAUUUCCCCUUAAACCACUUGAGUGUUGCUUUAGCAGUAUGCUUAGGGUCAUUGUCCUGCUGGAAGGUGAACCUCUGUCCCAGUCUCAAAUCUCUGGAAGACUGAAAAAGGUUUCCCUCAAGAAUUUCCCUGUAUUUAGCGCCAUUCAUCAUUCCUUCAAUUCUGACCAGUUUCCCAGUCCCUGCCGAUGAAAAACAUCCCCACAGCAUGAUGCUUCCACCACCAUGCUUCACUGUGGGGAUGGUGUUCUCGGGGUGAUGAGAGGUGUUGGGUUUGUGCCAGACAUAGCGUUUUCCUUGAUGGCCAAAAAGCUCAAUUUUAGUCACAUCUGACCAGAGUACCUUCUUCCAUAUGUUUGGGGAGUCUCCCACAUGCUUUUUGGCGAAAACCAAACGUGUUUGCUUAUUUUUUUCUUUAAGCAAUGGCUUUUUUUCUGGCCACUCUUCCAUAAAGCCCAGCUCUGUGGAGUGUACGGCUUAAAGUGGUACUAUGGACAGAUACUCCAAUCUCCGCUGUGGGGUUAUCUUUGGUCUAUUUGUUGCCUCUCUGAUUAAUGCCCUCUUUGCCUGGUCCGUGAGUUUUGGUGGGCGGCCCUCUCUUGGCAGGUUUGUUGUUGUGCCAUAUUCUUUCCAUUUUUAAAUAAUGGAUUUAAUGGUGCUCUGUGGGAGUUCCAAGUUUCUGAUAUGUUUUAUAACCCAACCCUGAUCUGUACUUCUCCACAACUUUGUCCCUGACCUGUUUGGAGAGCUACUUGGUCUUCAUGGUGCCGCUUGCUUGGUGGUGUCCCUUGCUUAGUGGUGUUGCAGACUCUGGGGCCUUUCAGAACAGGUGUAUAUACAGUGAGGGAAAAAAGUGUUUGAUCCCCUGCUGAUUUUGUACGUUUGCCCACUGACAAAGAAAUGAUCCGUCUAUAAUUUGAAUGGUAGGUUUAUUUGAACAGUGAGAGACAGAAUAACAACAACAAAAUCCAGAAAAACAUAUGUCAAAAAUGUUAUAAAUUGAUUUGCAUUUAAAUUAGGGAAAUUUGUAUUUGACCCCCUCUCAAUCAGAAAGAUUCCUGGCUCCCAGGUGUCUUUUAUACAGGUAACGAACUGAGAUUAGGAGCACACUCUUAAAGGGAGUGCUCCUAAUCUCAGCUUGUUACCUGUAUAAAAUACACCUGUCCACAUAAGCAAUCAAUCAAUCAGAUUCCAAACUCUCCACCAUGGCCAAGACCAAAGAGCUCUCCAAGGAUGUCAGGGACAAGAUUGUAGACCUACACAACGCUGGAAUGGGCUACAAGACCAUCGCCAAGCAGCUUGGUGAGAAGGUGACAACAGUUGGUGCGAUUAUUCGCAAAUGGAAGAAACACAAAAGAACUGUCAAUCUCCCUCGGCCUGGGGCUCCAUGCAAGAUCUCACCUCAUGGAGUUGCAAUGAUCAUGAGAACUUUGAGGAAUCAGCCCAGAACUACAGAGGUUCUGGUGGCCAUCUGCUGAGGGGGAUACGCACGCCUUUGUGGCUGCUUGCCUGGUGUGCGCGCACACAAAGAGCUCACGUCAGCCCGCGGCAGGGCUGCUCCGACCCCUGCCUAUUCCCAAGCGCACCUGGUCCCACAUCUCGCUGGAUAUCAUUUCCGCCCUACCCCCCUCUGAUGGAUACACAGUCAUCCUGGUCGUUGUGGACCGGUUCUCGAAGGCUGCCCACUUCAUUCCCCUUCCCAAACUCCCAUCGGACCGGGAGACGGCUAAGUUGGUGGUGCAGCACGUUUUCCGGGUCCAUGUCCUUCCCCAAGAUGUGGUGUCGGAUCAGGGCCCUCCGUUCGCCUCCAGGUUCUGGAAGGCGUUUUCCACCUGCCUCGGCGCCUCCAUUAGCUUGUCUUCCGGCUUCCAUCCUGACUAGAUUUGUGUGUAUUGGGUAUAUGUUGUGAAAUUGUUAGAUAUUACUUGUUAGAUAUUACUGCACUGUCGGAGCUAGAAGCAGAAGCUACACCCGCAAUAACAUCUGCUAAACACGUGUAUGUGACAUACCAAAUUUGAUUUGACAUCAGAACAGCGAUUACUCACCUUGAACUGGAUGAAUAAUUUCACCCAACACCCGACAGGGCCCUCAUCCCCGUCAUUCGCAGUAGAAAGAAAAGGAGAUUUCGCGGAAGGAGAUCGGGGUGCUUGUUAAGGAGCCGGCGACGAGUGGCUAAUCUACCUUUGCCAUCGAUACUAUCAGACAACUUACAAUCGCUUGAUAAUAAAGUAGACGAACUACAGGCACGAAUAUCCUACUACCGGGACAUUAAAAACUGUAAUAUCUUAUGUUUCACCGAGUCAUGGCUGAACGAUGACAUGAAUAACAUACAGCUGGCAGGUUAUACACUGUAUCGGCAGGAUAGAACAGCAGCCUCUGGUAAGACAAGGGGUGGCGGUCUAUGUAUAUUUGUAAACAACAGCUGGUGCACAAUAUUUAAGGAAGUCUUGAGGUUUUGCUUGCCUGAGGUAGAGUAUCUCAUGAUAAGCUGUAGACCACACUAUUUACCAAGAGAGUUUUCAUCUAUAUUCUUUGUAGCUGUCUAUUUACCACCACAAACCGAUGCUGGCACUAAGACCGCACUCAAUGAACUGUAUACGGCCAUAAGCAAACAGGAAAACGCUCAUCCAGAGGCGGCGUUCCUAGUGGCUGGGGAAUUUAAUGCAGGGAAACUUAAAUCCGUUUUACCUCAUUCCUACCAGCAUGUUAAAUGUGCAACCAGAGGGAAAAAAACUCUAGACCACCUUUACUCCACAUACAGAGAUGCGUACAAAGCUCACCCUCGCCCUCCAUUUGGAAAAUCUGACCAUAAUUCCAUCCUCCUGAUUCCUUUAUACAAGCAAAUACUAAACAGGAAGCACCAGUUACUCGGUCAAUAAAAAAGUGGUCAGAUGAAGCAGAUGCUAAGCUACAGGUCUGUUUUGCUCGCACAGACUGGAAUAUGUUUCCCGGAUUCUUCCGAUGGCAUUGAGGAGUACACCACAUCAGUCACUGGCUUCAUCAAUAAGUGCAUCGAUGACGUCAUCCCCACAGUGACUGUACGUACAUACCCCAACCAGAAACCAUGGAUUACAGGCAACAUCCGCACUGAGCUAAAGGGUAGAGCUGCCGCUUUCAAGGAGCGGGACUCUGACCCGGAAGCUUAUAAGAAAUCCCGCUAUGCCCUCCGACGAACCAUCAAACAGGCAAAGCGUCAAUACAGGACUAAGAUAUAAUCAUACUACACCGGCUCCGACGCUCGUCGGAUGUGGCAGGGCUUGCAAACUAUUACAUACUACAAAGGGAAGCACAGCCACGAGCUGCCCAAUGACACGAGCCUACCAGACGAGCUAAAUUACUUCUAUGCCCGCCCUUAAGGCAAGUAACACUGAAACAUGCAUGAGAGCAUCAGCUGUUCCGGAUGACUGUGUGAUCACGCUCUCCGUAGCCGACGUGAGUAAGACCUUUAAACAGGUCAACAUUCACAAGGCCACAGGGCCAGAUGGAUUACCAGGACGUGUACUCCGAGCAUGCGCUGACCAACUGGCAAGUGUCUUCACUGACAUUUUAAACCUCUCCCUGACCUAGUCUGUAAUUCCAACAUGUUUCAAGCAGACCACAAUAGUCCCUGUGCCCAAGAACACUAAGGAAACCUGCCUAAAUGACUACCGACCCGUAGCACUCACGUCUGUAGUCAUGAAGUGCUUUGAAAGGCUGGUCAUGGCUCACAUCAACACCAUUAUCCCAUUAUCCCAGAAACCCUAGACCCACUUCAAUUUGCAUAUCGCCUCAACAGAUCCACAGAUUAUGCAAUCUCUAUUGCGCUCCACACUGCCCUUUCACACCUGGACAAAAGGAACACCUAUGUGAGAAUGCUAUUCAUUGACUGCAGCUCAGCGUUCAACACCAUAGUGCCCUCAAAGCUCAUCACUAAGCUAAGGACCCUGGGACUAAACACCUCCCUCUGCAACUGGAUCCUGGACUUCCUGACGGGCCGCCCCCAGGUGGUAAGGGUAGGUAACAACACAUCCGCCACGCUGAUCCUCAACACGGGGGCACCUCAGGGGUGCAUGCUCAGUCCCCUCCUGUACUCCCUGUUCACUCUUGACUGCAUGGCCAGGCACGACUCCAACACCAUCAUUAAGUUUGCCGAUGACACAACAGUGGUAGGCCUGAUCACCGACAACGACGAGACAGCCUAUAGGGAGGAGGUCAGAGACCUGGCCGUGUGGUGCCAGGGCAACAACCUCUCCCUCAACGUGAUCAAGACAAAGGAAAUGAUUGUGGACUACAGGAAAAAGAAGAGGACCAAGCACGCCCCCAUUCUCAUUGACGGGGCUGUAAUGGAGCAGGUUGAGAGCUUCAAGUUCCUUGGUGUCCACAUCACCAACAAACUAACAUGGUCCAAGCACACCAAGACAGUCGUGAAGAGUGCACGACAAAACCUAUUCCCACUAAGGAGACUGAAAAUAUUUGGCAUGGCUCCUCAGAUCCUCAAAAGGUUCUACAGCUGCACCAUCAAGAGCAUCCUGACUGGUUGCAUCACUGCCUGGUAUGGCAACUGCUCAGCCUCCGACCGCAAGGCACUACAGAGGGUAGUGCGUACGGCCCAGUACAUCACUGGGACCAAGCUUCCUGCCAUCCAGGACCUCUAUACCAGGCUGUGUCAGAGGAAGGCCCUAAAAAUUGUCAAAGACUCCAGCCACCCUAGUCAUAGACUGUUCUCUCUGCUACCGCAUGGCAAGCGGUACCGGGGCACCAAGUCUAGGUCCAAGAGGCUUCUAAACAGCUUCUACCCCCAAGUAAUAAGACUCCUGAACAUCUAAUCAAAAGGCUACCCAGACUAUUUGCAUUGCUCCCCAUCCCUAUUUUACGUUGCUGCUACUCUCUGUUUAUUAUCUAUGCAUAGUCACUUUUUAAUAACUCUACCUGUACAUAUUUCCCCAAUUACCUCAACUAACCGGUGCCCCCACACAUUGACUCGGUACUGGUACCCCCUGUAUAUAGCCUCGCUAUUGUUAUUUUUUCUGCUGUUCUUUAAUUAUUUAUUAAUUUAAUUUUUCGUGUUAUUUUAUGUUAUAUUUUUUUGUGAUUUCUUUUUUUUGUAUUCUUUCUUAAAACUGCAUUUUUGGUUAAGGGCUUGUAAGUAAGCAUUCCACUGUAAGGUCUACACCUGUUGUAUUUGGCGCAUGUGACUAAUAUAAAUUGAUUUGAUUUGAUUUGAAGAAUAUGCAUAUCCUUGCUUCAGGUCCUGAGCUACAUGCAGUUAGAUUUUGGUAUGUCAUUUUAGGUGAAAUUGAAAAAAAAAGGUCUGAUCCUUAAGAGGUUAAGAAACGUUUUUCAACAGAAUCGGCGGAAUGAAUACACCCCUGAUCACACGGAAACACAGUUCACUUUCAUGCCAGCCACGUCUCCCUCCCAUCCCGGAGGACCUGAGCCCUAGGACCAUGCCUUAGGACUACCUGGCCUGAUGACUCCUUGCUGUCCCCAGUCCACCUGGUCGUGCUGCUGCUCCAGUUUCCACUCUUCUGCCAGCGGCUAUGGAACCCUGACCUGUUCACCGGACGUGCUACCUUGUCCGAGACCUGCUGUUUUCAACUCUCUCUCUCUACCGCACCUGCUAUUUCAACCUCUAAAUGCCCAGCUAUGAAAAGCCAAGUGACAUUUACUCCUGAUGUACUGACCUGUUGCAACCUCUACAACCACUGUGAUUAUUAUUUGACCCUGCUGAUCAUCUAUGAACGUUUGAACAUCUUGGAGAAAAAUCUGGCCUUAAUGGCAAUGUACUGUUAUAAUCUCCACCUGGCACAGCCAGAAGGGGACUGGCCACCCCUCAGAGCCUGGUUCCUCUCUAGGUUUCUUCCUAGGUUUCUGCCUUUCUAGGGAGUUUUUCCUAGCCACCAUGCUUCUACAUCUGCAUUGCUUGCUGUUUUGGGUUUUAGGCUGGGUUUCUGUAUAGCACUUUGUGACAUCUGCUGUUGUCAUAAUUACUGUGUAAAUCUAUGGAAGGGGGUGAGAACCAUGAGCCUCCUAGGUUUUGUAUUGAAGUCAAUGUACCCAGAGGAGGUGGUGCUACCCUACAGAGUGCUGUUGAGGCUACUGUAGACCAUCUUUGCAAAAUAGUGUGUUGUAAUCAGUUAUUUGGUGACGUGAAUAUAUUUAGGGUAAUUUUAUCUAAAAGAACACAUUUUUAAAUGUUUUACAAUUAAACAAUUAAUGAAAUUCACUGAGGAGGAUGAUCUUCCCCUUCCUCCUCUGAGGAGCCUCCACUGGACUUUGGGGUUGGCAUGGAAACAUAGGGAUGCUAUAUAGUUGCUAUAUAAUACUUAGCUACUUUAUCCACCACAGAAGUAAACCCUGCUGUGUUCAUUUUGCGCCAGACUGGCCAUGCAGCUCUCUUUGUCCUACACAGUUAGUCUACGAAAAUGAGUAUGUUGGAUUGCAUUCUGUAAUGUUUCUCUGUUGGUUGUUGUCUUGCUUCCAGACUGUGGUGUCAGUAUAGCUGCCCCUUGGAGCCGAAUCGUAGGGGGGGACAUAGCAGUGAGCGGGGCCUGGCCAUGGCAGGUCAGCCUGCACGUCAGGGGCCAGCACUUGUGUGGAGGCUCCAUCAUCAGCCCUGAGUGGAUCCUCACUGCCGCCCACUGCGUAGAAACGUGAGUUCAACUGUGACUUAUUUAAAGGGAAUAAAAACAUGUUUUAUUAGCCAUUUCAAUUUUAAAAGCAUACGUUUCACAUCAUCAAACAUAAUCUGUUCCUCUCAGAGGAGUCUUCUGCAAUGAAGCUGAGGAGGAUGAUACUCCUCAAUGUUACAAUAUAAUAAAAACAAACAAAAGAAAAACCAUAAAACUAUUCAAAGCAUCCUUGUGAAUAAAACAACACUAUACUAUAGCAUGAUUGUGUGGUGGCAGCACGACAACCAUGAAAACAGGAGAGAUCACCUCAGGACAUACUGUUGUCUGUUACCUCUCUCAUUGUGUAUGGUAGGCUAUCAGGGCCCAGUCAGUGGACGGUGUAUGCUGGCUAUCUGACCUUGACCCAGAUGGCUUUUGCCACUGGGAAUUCAGUGGGACACAUCAUCUCUCAUGAAAAGUACGACAAGCAGACUAGUGAUAAUGACAUCGCUCUUAUGAAACUCAGUACACCCCUCACUAUGUCAGGUAAGUCCGUGUUCGAUUUCAGACAUUUGAAAAAGCAUGAUCCAAUAGAAAAUCCCUUUUGGGGUUUGGAAAAAGAAGAGUAUGAUGUGCAUUCUCACAAAUGGAUAGUAAAGUUGGAUUCUACCUUUUCAUUUUUGUGAAGGAAUCCUAACACGGUUAACAUUGCUUUUUAAAUAUGUCCAUGUUUUGAAAAACAUAUUAGAAUCGUAUACAACACUCCAAGCCAGUCUUAAGUCAGAUUCACAGUUGAUAUUCAAAUCAAAUCAAAUUGUAUUUGUAAACAGCAGGUGUAGACUAAGAGUGAAACGCUUACUUAAAGGCCCUUCCCAACAAAGCAGAGAGAAAUAAUAGAAAAAUAUUAACAUGAGGAAUAAAUACACAAUGAUAACUUGGCUAUAUACACGGGGUACCAGUACCGAGUCGAUGUGCAGGGGUACGAGGUAAUUGAGGUAGAUACAGCGCCUUCGGAAAGUAUUCAGACCACUUGACUUUUAUCAGAUUUUGUUACGUUACAGCUUUCUUCUAAAAUUGAUUAAAUUGUUUUUUCCUCAUCAAUACCCCAUAAUUACAAAACAAAAACAGGUUUUUAUAACUUUUUGUAAAUUUACAAAACAAAUCAAACAUUUACAUAAGUAUUCAGACCCUUUACUUAGUACUUUGUUGAAGCACCUUUGGCAGCGAUUACAGCAUUGAGUCUUCUUGGGUUUGACGCUACAAGCUUGGCACACCUGUAUUUGGGGAGUUUCUCCCAUUCUUCUCUGCAGAUCCUCUCAAGCUCUGUCAGGUUGCAUGGGGAGCGUUGCUGCACAGCUAUUUUCAGGUCUCUCGAGAGAUGUUCGAUCUGGUUCAAUUCAGGGCUCUGGCUGGGCAACUCAAGGACAUUCAGGGACUUGUCCCGAAGCCACUCCUGCCUUGUCUUGGCUGUGUGCUUAGGGUCGUUGUCCUGUUAGAAGGUGAACCUUCACCCCAGUCUGAGGUCCUGAGCUCUCUGGAGCAGGUUUUCAUCAAGGAUCUCUCUAUACUUUUCUCCGUUCAUCUUUCCCUCGAUCCUGACUAGUCUCCCAGUCCCUGCCUCUGAAAGACAUCCCCACAGCAUGAUGCUGCCACCCCCAUGCUUCAUCGUAGGGAUGGUGCCAGGUUUCCUCCAGACGUGACGCUUGGCAUUCAGGCAAAAGAGUUCAAUCUUGGUUUCAUCAGACCAGAGAAUCUUGUUUCUCAUGGUCUGAGAGUCCUUUAGGUGCCUUUUGGCAAACUUCAAGCGGGCUGUCAUGUGCCUUUUACUGACUAGUGGCUUCCGUCUGGCCACUCUACCAUAAAGGCCUGAUGGGUGGAGUGCUACGGAGAUGGUUGUCCUUCUGGAAGGUUCUCCCAUCUCCACAGAGGAACUCUGGAGCUCUGUCAGAGUGGCCAUCGGGUUCUUGGUCACCUCCCUGAUCAAGGCCCCUCCCCCCGAUUGCUCAGUUUGUCCGGGCGGCCAGCUCUAGGAAGAGUUUGCGUGCUUUCAAACUUCUUCCAUUUAAGAAUGAUGGAGGCCACUGUGUUCUUGGGGACCUUCAAUGCUGCAUAAAUGUUUUGGUACCCUUCCCCAGAUCUGUGCCUCGACACAAUCCUGUCUCGGAGCUCUACGGAUAAUUCCUUCGACCUCAUGGCUUGGUUUUUGCUCUGACAUGCACUGUCAACUGUGGGACCUUUAUAUAGACAGGUGUGUGACUUUCCAAAUCAUGUCCAAUCAAUUUAAUUUACCACAGGUGUACUCCAAUCAAGUUGUAGAAACAUCUCAAGGAUGAUCAAUGGAAACAGGAUGCACCUGCUCAAUUUCAAGUCUCAAAGCAAAGGGUCUGAAUACUUUUGUAAAUAAGGUAUUUCUGUUUUUGAUUUUUAAUAAAUCUGCCAAAAUUUUAAAAAAACCUGUUUUCGCUUUGUCAUUAUGGGGUAUUGUGUGUAGAUUGAUGAGGAAACAUUUUAAUUUAAUCAAUUUUAGAAUAAGGCUGUAAUGUAACAAAAUGUGUAAAAAGUCAAGGGGUCUGAAUACUUUCCGAAGGCACUGUAUGUACAUAUACUGUAGGUAGGGAUAAAGUGACUAGGCAACUUGAUAGAUAAUAAAUAGUAACAGCAGUGAAUGUGAUGAGUCAAAAGAGUUAGUUCAAAAAGGGUCAAUGCAGAUAGUCCGGGUAGCUAUUGGUUAACUCUUUAACUAACUAUGUAGCAGUCUUAUGGCUUGGGGGUAGAAGCUGUUCAGGGGCCCUGUUGGUUCCAGACGUACCACUUGCCAUGCAGUAGCAGAGAGAAUGGUCUAUGACUUGGGUGGCUGGAGUCUUUGACAAUUUUUAGGGCCUUCCUCUGACACCGCCUGGUAUAACCGCCUUCUGAGAGCCAACUAUAGUGUUAUGUUGCAGAUACGGUCAGACCAGUCUGUCUGCCCAAUGUCGGUGUGAAUCUGACUCCCCAGCGAGAAGCCUGGAUCUCUGGAUGGGGGUCCAUUACAAGUGGUGGUAAGACAACUCUUAUUACAGGACCAAUGACUGUCAUUAUUAAACACAAGUCAUCAAGCCAAAGGUUUUAGGACUAAAAGUGAUUGAUCUUUUUAAGAUUUAAAGAAGAGAAUACAUUUGUUGUAAUGAAGCCGUAUGAUUGACGACUCCAGGGUCGUCGUCAGAUAACCUGCGUCAGGCCCAGAUCACCAUGUACAGCAGAGAGACAUGUAAUGCACCGUUGGUGUAUGAUGGACUUGUCACUGCAUCUAUGAUCUGUGCUGGGACACUGGCAGGAGGAGUGGACUCAUGUCAGGUCAGAUUCACACAUAGAACCACACACGUGCAGCACAUACUGUAGGCUGUCUAAUCUUAAAUGGUUAUUCAUGGGAAGACUUUGUGGUUUUAGGGUUUUUUACUUUUUACUUGCUGCAUGUAUUCUUUAUUAUUUGAUCAACUAUGACAAUGUUUUGUUGGAUUAGUUGUUUUCUGAUUGUGUUAUGAUAGAGCGGAUGGUGGCAUAGUGAAGAAAUAAACUCAUGCUCUUGAAGGUACAGUGCAUUCAGAAAGUAUUCAAACCCCUUCACUUUUUCCACAUUUUGUUACGUUACAGCCUUAUUAUAAAAUCGAUUAAAUUGUUUUUCCCCUCAUCAAUCUACACACAAUACCUGGCUGGGCCACUCAAGGACAUUCAGAGACUUGUCCCGAAGCCACUUCUGCGUUGUCUUGGCUGUGUGCUUAGGGUCGUUGUCGUCUUGGAAGCUGAACCUUUGCCCCUGUCUGAGGUCCUGAGCGCUCUGGAGCAGAUUUUCAUCAAGGAUCUCUCUGUACUGCUCCGUUCAUCUUUACCUCGAUCCUGACUAGACUACAAAAAUGAUUUAAUCCAUUUUAGAAUAAGGCUGUAAUGUAACAAAAUGUGGAAAAAGUGAAGGGGUCUGAAUACUUUCCGAAUGCACUGUAUUAAAGUGAUGGUCCCAUUAGGUAAUGCUAACUUAGGGGGGGUGGGUCACUUUUGUGUCUUGCAGGGGGACAGUGGAGGACCAAUGGUGGCCAAGAAGGGUUCUGUAUGGUGGCUGGUAGGGGACACUAGCUGGGGUAUAGGUUGUGCCCUGAGGAACAAACCAGGAAUCUACGGCAAUGUCACCCACUUCCUCCCCUGGAUAUAUGAACAAAUGCAGGUAGGUACUAACAGUAGGACAAUGAUAACAGAAAGUGAUUUAUUGUAAGAUAAGACAGGGCAGGGGAAUAUACAAAUUAUUAAAAUAUAUAUAUAAAUCAUGGAGUCACCAAUCAGUGCAGUAUGUCCAAUAAAUUGAAGAUUAUUACUUUAAGACAUGUUUUAUCCAUUUUGAAUUUCCUUGCAGAAAAAUUGA